AUGACGAGGGAAUUAUUACUCUCCCUAGUGCACAAUGCCAGAACCCAGCUGACUAACGAAAUGGUGGCACUGAAUGACGACAUUCUAUUUUUACAAAAUGAGUUAAGCCUGAGUAAGAACAAGCACUGUUCCGAUCUGGUGAAAAGAAAAACAGACAUAACCAAGGAACAGAAGUUAAAGCAAUUAAGUGGCUUCUUGACAAAAUACGUAAUGUUUUUGUUGGAUAAAAGAGAAGGCAAUGCACCUUCCGGUGGUUAUUACUCUCAUGUGAUGAGCAGAAAUGACGGAAUUGCAAGUGUUAUGGAGGGCAUAGACAAGGCGGAAACAAGGAAAGAAAACAGUGCAGCCGAACGUUUGAAAGAUUUGUGCCAGAAGAGAAGCGCACUGGAGGAUAUGCUGCGUCUGCUGCAGAUAAGUGAGGUAGAAAAGUUGAGUGACGACAAAUCGCAAGACGUAUUUUCUGACUUGAUGUUUCAGUUGAAGAGUUCGAUCCUCGGGGGGACAGGACAUUUGUUCAGCAGGAUGCGGAACAGUGAGGAGGGGGCUAAGUUUCGGUUGGGCAAAGCGAGUGACAAUGGUGGUGAUAAUAAUAACGAUGAUGAGGAGGAGCAUGAUGAGGAUAAUGAUGGUGAUGGCAAUGCUGCGCGAGGAGACCGCUGUUCCACCGCGACAUCGGCGGGGGCAGGGAUAAACUCCAGCCGCGAGCUGGUCACCGAUUUGGAGGAAGCAAGCGGGUCAUCCGAUGUGCACGCCGAUGGUACACUGAGGGGAAAGAGGCCUGCUAAAAGCCCCUCACUAGAUGCACACAUCUCCGAAAAGGGAAGCCCCUUAACUUGCAAAUCGCACACGGAGGAAAAACUCCUUCCAAAGAGUGCCUCUCUCACAAGUCCGUUUUUAAAAAAACAGCAAAAGUGCAGGGGAAGAAAUAAUCAGGGCGAUUCCUCCAUGCAAAAGUUCAAUUUGAUGAGAAAAUGUUUUAGCAACACGAAUGGGGUUGUCACGUCGUUCCUCUUUGACCGUGAUAGGAAGAUGGACGAAGGAGCAGCGGACAUAUCCACGGGAAGCAGGAGAAAUGAAAAGAGUGAAAUUUCCAUUUUGAGGAAAUUCUGCCUUGAAGAAUCAUCAGUCCAUCUGGAGAGUAAACAUACAAACGUGGCAGUGCUGAAGGAGCAUAUCGAAAAAGGUAGCCCCAAAAUUUCAGUUAAACCGAUCCCCCCCUCGAUAAAUAAGAGUGGAAAAAAUGUGUGCACAAGGAAGGGGGGCAAUCAAUCGAAUGUUGAGGCAUGGGAAGGACGUCAUCAAUCGGGUUCGUUUGACUCAAUCUCCUCCGGCUGCUCCUCCUCCUCAUCUUCUUCGGACGCGUCUGCAUCGAGAGGUCCUGGGAGGGAAAGAAGCGAAUUGGGCAGACAGAUGGGGAGAAAAAAGUACCUCAUCAGAAUAAACAGAAAGGGGCAUGGCAGUUUUGAAGUUAAAAAGGACGGAGCAAACUCGUCCAAUCGUGCCUACGAUUUUGAGGUCAUUUAUGAGGAUACCGAUGGAGUGGUUGGUAGGAUGGAUGCCGCUGCACCGGAAGAGAGAACACCGAAACAGUUGGUGCAUUUUUCAUUUUUGAGGAGAGGGGGAAAGAUAUGCGGCGUGCAAAAGUUACACAUCGGGGAUAGCGAACUUGUGAGGAGUCUCCAUUUCAGGAGUACCACCAAGGGUGGGCCUCGCGAUGAGGUUGUCGAUGGUGUAUCGCCAGGAGAGAACCAGCUUGUGCCGCGGCGAAGGAAGGAACGUACAACGAAGGAGGCGCGUAAACGAAUCAAUCUGCUGGAAGAGAAUUUAAAAAACUUGAGGGAGGAAAAUUUCAGGAAGAAGUACGAGCUGACGAGAAUAAUAGACGACAUGAAGAGGAGAAGAAUGAAAGGUAUGGUGGCCAACGAGGGGGUUAAUUCCGAGGGGGCGAAUCACCAUGGGGCUACUUCCGAUGGUGAGGCAGCGUCUUACAAUAUGGAGUUUGUAGAAACGAAUCGACUACGCGGACUGUAUAUCCACAUGCUAGACAAGCAGAGCCAACUGGAGAGAGACAAAAAUUUCUACAAAAAUGAACUGGAAAAAUUGCAACAAGAUAUAAAAAAUGGAGAAGCUCCAUUAGCAGAUUUUCUCAGGGAAGAGAAAGAGAAAUUCAUACAAAGAGAAAAAGAAUUCUACAAAAAGGAGAAGAAAUUUUUACUAGUAAAGAAUCAACUGAGGAAGAAGGUUACCAACCUGAAGAAUGAGUUAGAGAUAGCGGAAGUGAAGCUGAACAAAGAGAGGGAAGUGAAUAAAGGCUUGAAGAGUACCAUCACGGAAAAUCUCUCCGUCAUAGAAAAGAAGGAUAGUGAGAGGAGGAAUUCCGAACUGGAAAACGAAUCCAAGAUGAAGAUGCUAAACAUAGAGCUGCAGGAACUGAUGGAUACCGUGGUGAUAGAGAAGAAGGAAAGAAAUAAAUUGCAGGAAGAAAUCUGUCUCAUUAGGAAAGACAUGGCAUUUGAUAAUUUCAAAAAAGUUGUCUUAGAAAAGAUCACAAGAACGAAUUGUGACAUAAAAUACCUCGCGGAGAUCCUCGAGUUGUUAACGAAAGAGCUGGAGAAGAGAAUAUCCAAGGAGAGUUCCAAUGAGAAACAUGUGCGCGAAUUGAAAGAGGAAUGCAAGAAGAAAGAACAGCUGCUAACCAGUGCCCAGGAUAAAAUUAAGCAGGAUAAAAGAAAAAUGAAAAAGAUGAGGGAGGAGAUAGCCUACCUGCAUGAGAAGAAUAGGAAGUUGGUGGACAGCGUCAAGUGUAUCGUUGCCCAGGGGGCGGGGGAAUUUCCUAACGAUAACGAGGUGAUCACUCCAGAGGGGGAAGGCAGGACGAUCUCUGAAGACGAGGGGUACUACCUCCCUUCUGACGAACGAAGCGGAGUAGUAAUGCACCAUCCGCGGAAGACUUCACAGAUUUCCCAAUCGAAUGACACCGCUGGGAGGAACAGAAAAGGGAGGAGGGGGAAGGAGUGCGGACCAAGCUCAGGCAAAAGACGAUUCAGCAAAAAUAGGCAGAGCUUUACCAGCUUCUCGGACAACAGUUCGCUAUUUCUGUGUCACGACAUGGACACCAAGCGGGGGUACUCGUCCGACGAGCUGACAAGUGGCGCGGGAGACCGGGUCUACGUGUCCCGGGGGCUGAUUCGGCACACCUUGAGGUGA
This is a messenger RNA of Plasmodium inui San Antonio 1, 3207 nucleotides long. RefSeq lists its product as hypothetical. The transcript has a single exon. NCBI's taxonomy places the organism in Eukaryota, Apicomplexa, Aconoidasida, Haemosporida, Plasmodiidae. Bases 1 to 3207 code for a protein of 1068 amino acids. The record is from RefSeq and is a predicted model, not a curated record.